Lathyrus oleraceus (garden pea) is the source of this 390-nucleotide messenger RNA. RefSeq lists its product as uncharacterized. Bases 1 to 390 code for a protein of 129 amino acids. Lineage: Eukaryota; Viridiplantae; Streptophyta; Magnoliopsida; Fabales; Fabaceae. The transcript has a single exon. The record is from RefSeq and is a predicted model, not a curated record.
AUGAAGCAUUAUAAUGUUGUCAUUACUCCGACUGAACCAAGGCUACAGUUAUCGAAGAAUGAGGAUGAACAAGAUGUUGAUCCAACUCAAUAUAGGAGUUUGAUUGGAUCCUUGCGUUAUUUGUGCAAUACGCGACUAGACUUAUCAUUUAGUGUUGGUAUUGUGAGUAGAUUCAUGGGGAGACCAAAUGUGUCUCACUUGGAAGCAGUCAAGAGGAUCAUAAUAUAUGUCAAAGAUUCUAUUGGCUGUGGAAUUCUCUUUCCCGCAGCGGAUACAGAUAGAAAAUGCAAUUUUCCCGGUUUUAUAGAUUCCAAUUGGUGCCGAGAUAAACAUGAUCGGAAGUUUAUAGCUAGAUACAUCUUUAUGUUAGGUGGAACACCAAUCUCGUGA